Molecule: messenger RNA, 480 nt
Organism: Letharia columbiana
Lineage: Eukaryota; Fungi; Ascomycota; Lecanoromycetes; Lecanorales; Parmeliaceae
Exons: 3
Coding region: 1-480 (159 amino acids)
Source: RefSeq, a predicted model, not a curated record
AUGAAUACAUUCGCCCUCGAUACCCCUCGCCCAAAUGUUGCUGAGUAUCUAAGGCACGCCACCCCUCGGAACGGAUUCACAAGCAGUCAACACUACCUACCCUAUCAGCUCAGCAAUCCACUCAGUCAGAUCGUCAGCCAGUCACUCAGUCAUCCACUCAAGGAGGAGCAAGAGGAGGAACUACAACAGGCAAAUGCGGAGAACACUGCGGAGAACACUACGGAGAACACUGCGGAGAAACCAAGCGGCAACAAGGCCACCAUCGUCAAGAACACGGCUCAGCUCUCCAAGAUCCCACGUCAUAUGCUCUCCACGGUUCCACAUCAAAUCAUCACUCAGCAAGCGGAGAACACCACUGCAACUUGGCCUGUCAUCCCCACUGCAUUGAUAUGGUACAUCACUGCAAUAACGUCACAAGAGGAGGAUCUACUGCGACGAUCACAGCCAAUUAGGCCUCUACAGAAAUUCCCGUGGCCAUGA